Messenger RNA from Lolium perenne, 1226 nucleotides. RefSeq names its product protein MULTIPLE CHLOROPLAST DIVISION SITE 1. Gene Ontology annotation, cellular component: chloroplast; chloroplast inner membrane. Lineage: Eukaryota; Viridiplantae; Streptophyta; Magnoliopsida; Poales; Poaceae. Gene Ontology annotation, biological process: chloroplast fission. The record is from RefSeq and is a predicted model, not a curated record.
GGUCUCCAUCCCCUACCUCCAGCCUCCCGGCCGGCCCUGUCCAUGCGAGGACGGCAAUGGCGCCCGCCUCCGUCGCCGUCUCCCUCUCCCUCUCCUUCCGCCUAGUCCCGCCCCGCCCCUCCCUCCUCAGGCCGAGGUGGCUCCGGCCAGUCAGGGCUUCGAGCGACACGACUGGCGCUCCGGACGGAGGCCGGAGGGUCGGGGCUCUGGAGAGGAGGGUGGGGGAUUUGAAGGCGCUCGUCGCUUCAGUGCCUCCCGCUGUUGUUUCGAUCAGGAAAAACAUUGGACUAAAUUCUGUUGCCGGUUUCUGUUUCGGCGUUGCGUUUUUGGCUGCUGUUGGAAGACAGAUCAUGAUAAGAACUCGGCAGCAGGAUAACAGUGGUUCUGUUUCUGAUCUAGUAAGGCGCGGGCAUCUAAAAUCAGGGCCACGUGGGAUUGCAAAACCACAACUAUACAAUGAUCCUUUCAAUAAUCCGUUAGUCAAGAUCGAUGAAGAUACUUCUACUGCUGAAGUGUUUGGCAAGGAGUACCGCCUAGCUCCUGUUCGACUUACAAAUGAACAACAGGCAAUGCAUCAGAAAAGGAGAUCACAUACAUAUCAGUGGAAAAGGCCCACUGUGUAUCUUAAAGAAGGGGAUCCAUUACCAGCAGAUGUCGAUCCAGAAACAGUCAGAUGGAUUCCAGGAAACCACCCAUUUGCGGCUGGCUCAGUUGAAGUAGAUGAGGAGACUGCCAAAAAGAAUGUUUAUCAAAAGGAUGGCGUUCCAUCCCGCGUUAAAGCCGAACAUGAAGCUUUGCGGUUAAGGCUGGAGGCUUCAAAUGAUGUAACACCAUUCUCUUCUGGUCCAAGGAAUGUGCAAGGUAAUGAGAGAUCAUUAAGGUUAUCACACCAGCCGUCUGGGGAUCUGCAGCACUCUGAAUCUGACAUGGUAGAUAACCAACACGGCCAAUCAAUCUUAGAGCCUGAGAAGCAAAGCUCUGACAACAAUUCACAAUCAAAAAGUUUGGAGGAACAAUAAAUUUGUUUAUUUUGUAAACCCUCAUGCAUUUCCUUUCUCAGGCUUUAGCUGUAGAUAGACGAAUUUUGGAACAGUAAGCUUACGUAGUGACUAGCAAUGUGUUGUUGUACAUAUUCCCUCCGUCCCAAAUCAAUUGACUACGGAGGGAGUAGAUGUUUUCUUGGUGAGAAUAUCUCCAUGUGCACGUGAAUGUUUUCUUUGUGAACA